AUGUCAGCAACUUACUGCGAAUGCGUUCGGGCUGAUUCUGUUGCGUGGAACCCACACAAAAUGCUGCUGGCAGGGUUGCAGUGUUCCGCCUUCCUGCUCAAAGACAACACUGGCCUCCUGAAGGAUUGUUUCUCGGCCAACGCCGGCUAUCUCUUCCAGCCAGACAAGUUCUACAAUGUCUGUUAUGAUACCGGUGACAAGUCCCUGCAGUGUGGUCGGAAGGUGGAUUGCCUCAAGCUAUGGCUGAUGUGGAAAGCUGUUGGUACUCGAGGGCUGGAGGAAAGGAUUGACCAUGCCUUCACCUGCACCAGGUAUUUGGUGAAUGAAAUGAAGGAAAGAGAAGGUUUUCGGUUACUGAUGGAGCCUCAGUGUGUCAAUGUCUGCUUUUGGUACAUCCCGCCCAGCCUACGAGGGAAAGAGCAGACCCCUGACUUCUGGCAGAACCUAGGAAAGGUGGCUCCAUUUAUCAAGGAGCGAAUGGUGAAGCGAGGCAGCAUGAUGGUUGGUUACCAGAAACAUGGGGACAAAGUGAACUUCUUCCGACAGGUCCUGAUCAGUCCACAGGUCAGCUGGGAGGACAUGGACUUCUUUCUGGAUGAAAUUGAGCGUCUGGGGUGUGAUUUCCAGCCCGAGUAACGUGCUAAAACUCUCUCUCUCUGUUAUAUUUGCCCAUUAGUGACAUCCAGAGGCUUAGGUCACCUGAGCUCAGUCUAUUUCAUUUCCCUCCUCUACUGCAUGUUAAUUUUGGGAAUGUUUGUUUAAAAAAUUUAGUUCAUGGGAACAUAUUAAAUUUUGAAGAUUUUUCACUGAAUAAAAAAAAUCCAUCCACCUGGCUAUAAGGGUCCCAAAUGUAUUUUGACAGUUUCUGGUGGACAUGAUUCCCAAGUCAAAAUCUGCCCCUGACCAGGCACAGAACUGCCUGUCCCACUUAGAGAUGCCAUUGGCUGGUUAUUGUGGGAAAUGGAAUUGUCACAUCUGUACAGUGGAGGAAACUCAUUUGAGGUCUCAGCUGAUGUAUAUUGUUAGAACAAAUUAGAGGUCGAGCUUUAUUCAGCAUCUAACCCCAUGCUGUGCCUGAACUGGGAGUGUUUGAUGGGGACAGUGUAGAGGGAGCUUUACUCUGUAUCUAACCCCGUGCUGUACCUGUCCUGG
Carcharodon carcharias (great white shark) is the source of this 1152-nucleotide messenger RNA. RefSeq names its product acidic amino acid decarboxylase GADL1-like. Gene Ontology annotation, molecular function: sulfinoalanine decarboxylase activity; pyridoxal phosphate binding. Gene Ontology annotation, cellular component: cytoplasm. The coding region runs from base 1 to 636 and encodes 211 amino acids. The transcript has 6 exons. NCBI's taxonomy places the organism in Eukaryota, Metazoa, Chordata, Chondrichthyes, Lamniformes, Lamnidae. The record is from RefSeq and is a predicted model, not a curated record. Gene Ontology annotation, biological process: carboxylic acid metabolic process.